AUGUCAGCCCAGGGGUUUGUCGCCCGCCUCUGCCAGGAGGGGGACCAGCACCUGGCCCAGGGGGCGCCCGCGCAGGCCACAGCCUUCUACCUGGCGGCGUUCAGCUGCCACGCCCCCUCGGCUGUGCGGCGUGUGCAGGCUGUCCUGGCCGAGGCUCGGGGGGCAUCCGUGGUGGCCACCCUGGAAGCCUGGUGCCGCGACGACAGCCAAAUCCCCACCAUCCACUGGGACGGCAUGGUGGUGGUUUCCCUGACGGGGAGCCUGGCCUCUGCCUUCCUCGGCGCCCUCUGCCCAGACCACCCGGCCGCCAUCCUGCACCAGCUGGCUGACCUGCUGGCACGCGGGCGCCAUGGGGAGGCAGUACAGCGCUGCAGUGCCCUGCUGGACGUCCACUCCCAGCAGGCCCUAGAGCUGCGGCUGACCCGCGCCCUGGCCUGGGUCCUGUCUGGGGCGCAGGUGGUCGACGGCGUAGCUGACUACCUCCAGGCCUUUGCCACCAGUGCCAACCGGACCGUGGCCUUCAUCCGCACCCAUCAGCAGCCAUACCUCCCCGUGCUGGUCAGCACCCUCCAGGACUACAUCUCAGGGCACCUAGAGGCCAGGGACAGCGUCAGCCAGCAGGAGACCGACGGCCAGCAUCUCCUGGCGGCCUUGGACACCAAGGGCACCCAGAGCAAUGCCCUGUCACCUGAAGCCCUGCUCCACAGUGGCAGGUAUGAGGAUUGCGUGGCCACCUGCAGCCGGGCCCUUGAGUCUGACGUGAUGGGCAGCAGACCCCAAGGGGAGCACCUGGCCGCCCUGCUGGUCACCCGCGCGGCCGCGGCCUUCUUCCUGGACGGCCGGGCCCAGGACACGCUCCGGGAUCUGCACGAGGCCUUCCACGAGAGCCCGUCGGCGGCGCGGAGGCAGUUCCAGGCCGUGCUGUCGGCCGAGGACCAGGCGCGCGUCCGGGCGCAGGCGCAGGAGGCCGCGGACGUGGGCUUCGCCCGCUUCCUGGAGGCCGUGCGGAGCCGCCCGGAGCUCCGCGAGGACGCGGGCCGCGAGCUGCUGGCCCCGGUGGCCCGCGCGCUGCGCAUCCUGCUCCGCCUGGCGCCGGCCGGGGCGCGAUCCGCGCCGGCUGCCCGCCUGGCCGAGUGCCUGCUGCUGGCCGGGGACGCGGCGGGCGCCCGGACGCUGUGCGAGCGCCUGCUGCGGCCCGCGCGCCCCGGCGACCGUGCGCGAACCCGCGCCGAGGAGCGUGCGCCCCUGCUGGCGCUGCGCGGCUUCUGCGCGCUGCACGCCGGCGACGCGCGGCGCGCCCGGGAGGACUUCCGGGCGGUGGUGGCGCAGGAGGCGCCGCACGCGGGCGGCUGCGUGCGCGCGCUGUGCGGCCGCGGGCUGCUGCGGGUGCUCGCCGGCAGCGCGUUCCUGGGCGCGCUGGACUAUGUCACCGCGUGCCGGCUGCGGCCGGAGGAGGCGCUGCUGGCCGCCAAGGCCUACGUGCCCUGGAACCACCGCGGGCUGCUGCGCACCGUGCUGCGGGAGGAGGGCCGCAGGGUGCUGCAGCGCGGGCCGGAACGCCGCCCUGCGAGCGCGCGGGGCCGCCCCGCCGAGCCGGAAGGGGAUGCCUAUGGCGUGUACCAGCUAGCCACACUGCUGAUGGAGCUGGACACAGAGGACGAGGCCUCCCGUCUCCUGGCAGCUGAUGCCCUGUACCGUCUGGGCCGCCUGGAUGAUGCCCACAAGGCCCUGCUGGUGGCCCUCUCCCGGAGGCCCCGGGCAGCCCCUGUGCUGGUGCGGCUGGCCCUGCUGCAGCUGCGGAGAGGCUUCUUCUAUGAUGCCAACCAGCUGGUGAAGAAGGUGAUCCAGUCUGGGGACACGGCCUGCCUCCAACCCACCCUGGACGUCUUCCACCAUGAGGACCGGCAGCUGCUGUGGCAUCACUGCCAUGCACAGGCCCUGGCCAUCCUGCGGGCACGGCCGGGCGGGGCCGACAGCAGAACCCACACCAGGGAGGCCAUCGCCUACCUCUCUCUGGCCAUCUUUGCAGCAGGGAGCCAGGUCAGCGAGUCCCUCCUCACCCGAGCCCGCUGUUAUGCGUUCCUGGGCCAGAAGAAGACGGCCAUGUUUGACUUCAACUCGGUGCUGCGGGGCGAGCCGGGCAACGUGCAGGCACUAUGUGGACGGGCACUCGUGCACCUGGCCCUGGACCAGCUGCAGGAAGCUGUGGACAACAUUGUCUGUGCUCUGAAGGUCGACCCGGGGACUGUGGUCCCUGAGAUCCGCUCUCUGAAGCCAGAAGCCCAGGCCCUCCUCACACAGGGCCUCUACUCCCGCUGCCGGGCCCUCCUGAGCCAGCUGCCAGACACCAGGGCCCCCCUGGGGGACAAGGACAGCCAAGGCCUCCUUGCCGUGGGGGAGGCAUUGAUCAAAAUCGAUGCUGGAAAGCAGAGCUGGCACAUCCUCCUCACUGACAUCCUCAUUGCACUGGGCAGUUAUGAGGAGGCUGGUGCCCACCUGCUAAAAGCCCUGCACCCCGCCCCACCGUCAGAGGCAGCCCGAGCCCGGCUGGGCCUGCUCCGGCUCAAGAAGGGAGAUGUGCCAGCCGCUGCUCAGGACCUGCAGUGCCUAGCCGAGAUGGACACCCAGGACCUCGGCUUCCUGCUGCAUCUCCUGGAGGUCUCGGAGCGGCAGAGCCUCACCCAGGCAGCAUCCCAGGAAGCCAGAACCCUCCUAGAUGCAGGGCAACCCAGGCAGGCACUGGGAUACUGUUCAUUGGCUGUCCUGGCUGGUAGUGGCAGUGCCUGUCACCUGCGUCUGCGGGCCACCUGCCUGGCGGAGCUGCGGGAGUUUGGCCGGGCACUCAAGGACCUGGACCGUGUGCUCCAAGAGGGUGCAGAGGACAGCAACCUCCCAAGCCAGGCAGAGGACUUCUGCUCCCGGGGCCGCCUGCUGCUGAGCCUGGGGGACGAGGAGGGGGCUGCAGGGGCCUUCAGCCAGGCCCUUAAGCUGGCACCCACCCUGGCCCAGGGCAGCCUGUGGGAGCAGCCAGGCCGGGCCCCCACCACCUGCGUGUUCCUGCACCUCGGGCUGCGCUGCCUGGAGGAGCAACGCUAUGCAGAGGCCUGGACAGCAGCGGAAAACGGCCUCCUCGUGGACCCCGACCAUAGCGGCCUGAAGAAGCUAAAAGUGAGGAUCCGGAGGGAAGCGUCCUCAGGCUGCCGGCUCCACUGA
This is a messenger RNA of Cynocephalus volans (Philippine flying lemur), 3213 nucleotides long. It is a transcript of the gene TTC34, whose product is annotated as tetratricopeptide repeat domain 34. The transcript is spliced from 8 exons. Bases 1 to 3213 code for a protein of 1070 amino acids. Lineage: Eukaryota; Metazoa; Chordata; Mammalia; Dermoptera; Cynocephalidae. Gene Ontology annotation, molecular function: protein binding. The record is from RefSeq and is a predicted model, not a curated record.